AUGGGAUGCCUCGAAACAUUCCUACAUCUCCCUCCAGCCUCAAUGCUUGGAACUAGAGCACACGCCACUGUGGCUGAUAUCAACAGGAGUGGCGUCUGGUCCCUCCCUAGCCCGCGAUCUGAGGAGCAACUCACUCUCCACACCCAUCUAACUACUGUAAUACUAAACGACCUUGAGGAUUCCUAUAUCUGGCAACCACAGGGGACAGAACUAUCAACCUGCUCUACAGGGAUGAUAUACAACCUGAUAAAGGAACACAAGCCUCAAGUCUCCUGGUUCAAAGCAGUAUGGAGUCCGCGUGGAAUCCCGAAGCAAAACUUCCUAACUUGGCUAGUGGUCUUGAAUCGCUGCCCGACGAGAGACAGAUUACUUGGGUGGGGGCUUCAAACUGAUCCGGCAUGCGUGCUCUGCAACUCAACCGCAGAGUCAAGAGACCACUUAUUCUUCGACUGCGCUUAA
This is a messenger RNA of Raphanus sativus (radish), 459 nucleotides long. RefSeq lists its product as uncharacterized. Lineage: Eukaryota; Viridiplantae; Streptophyta; Magnoliopsida; Brassicales; Brassicaceae. The record is from RefSeq and is a predicted model, not a curated record. The coding region runs from base 1 to 459 and encodes 152 amino acids. The transcript has a single exon.